Mercenaria mercenaria is the source of this 4978-nucleotide messenger RNA. Its product is annotated as transmembrane emp24 domain-containing protein 7-like. NCBI's taxonomy places the organism in Eukaryota, Metazoa, Mollusca, Bivalvia, Venerida, Veneridae. The transcript has 3 exons. The record is from RefSeq and is a predicted model, not a curated record. Gene Ontology annotation, cellular component: Golgi apparatus; endoplasmic reticulum-Golgi intermediate compartment; endoplasmic reticulum. The coding region runs from base 124 to 756 and encodes 210 amino acids. Gene Ontology annotation, biological process: Golgi organization; intracellular protein transport; endoplasmic reticulum to Golgi vesicle-mediated transport.
UGAACACCGUUUGCCACGCUGGAGGCCGCCAUCUUGGAAGAAAACAAACCGGCAAUAUUGGUUUCUAACAAAAACAAACCGUAUUUUUUAGUUUUAUAGCAGAAUACUCUAGGGAAAAUAGUUAUGGGGCAUAUAUUUUAUAUAUUUUCAUUGAUCACGAUUUGUGUGAGCGUUUCAUAUGCCGGAGAAAUGACAUUUGAACUUCCGGAUAAUGAAAAACAGUGUUUUUUCGAGGAGAUAGACAAGGGUGUUGAAAGUACCCUUGAAUAUCAGGUAAUUACUGGAGGACAUUAUGAUGUGGACAUGGAGCUGACAGAUCCAAAUGGAAAGUCGUUAUACAAAGAUGUCAAAAAACAGUACGACAGUUUCACUUGGACAGCAGAGUCAAAGGGUGUCCACAAGUUCUGUUUUAGUAAUGAGUUCUCAACGUUUACGCAUAAAGUGGUGUAUUUCGACUUGGAGGUUGGGGAUGACGAUCCACUGAGUGUUGCUAAAAAAGGGACAGGAGAUGCCCAAGCUACAGCAAUGACGAUGCUCGAAUCAAGUGCGGUGAACACUCAUGAUCAGCUGGAGACGAUUUUAGAUCUACAGACCCAUCAUAAACUACGAGAGGCGCAAGGUCGGGUGCACGCCGAGAACCUUAACGAACGGGUUUUAUUCUGGUCAUUAGGACAAACUGUUGUUAUACUGAUUAUCGGAAUCGGACAGGUUUUAGUCUUAAGGAGCUUUUUCACUGAUAAAAGGCGAGGACCGUGAACAUUUAGGAAAUAUUAGUUUAAUAAAUGUUUAUUAAGAAAGAUAAUAGGGAUUGAUGAAAUUAAUUUAAUCGAAACUAACAAAUUACGAACGAGAUUGUAGAAAAUGUAGCGGAAUGUUUUGUAUUUAUUUACAUCGAAUAUCUAUGCAGAGACAUGUUGGAAUAUUAAAAAUUUUAAUGUUUAGGGAAAGGAAAUGAAACUUAGUUGUGUGUUGAAAAAAAGGAAAGGUAUCGCUCACAAAAAUUCAGUUGUGAAAAAUUCCGUGUGACUUGCAACAACUUUGACAAUAGACAAAAUAUUAAGGGAUUAGUUGAAAAGUGAAGAAGAUAAAUUUUGCCCAGAAGGUGUAAUGGACACCUGAAAGACUUCAAGAAUUGGAGUUAUUUGAUUAUCAUAUCAAAAGUGUGUGCUUUAAUGAAUUAUGAACUGUGUUCAUCAUAGACAGGAUUCUGCAGGUAUAGGAUAAGAUUAAAUGUGCUUGUACCAGCGUGUUAAAAUAUCAUUAUUACAUGGUUUGAUUUGUCUCACUAUUAAACACAGAAUUAAUUCAAGCAUUGUAAAUUCUGCAAUAAACAAUGGUUGAUGAACAGAUCACUGAGAGAACAUUAUUAGGUUAUGUCCAUAACUUCUUUUACAAAUGAAGGUCAUCAUGAUUUCAGUUAGGAUGUUAGAAUGAAAAUAAACAAUGCCUCCUUGUGCUUUAUCACCUGAUUAACCACAGUUCGUUUUUCAGAUGUUUGGAUGUAUAACCACUGAGGCUAACGCCCAUACACAUCUGAACACUGAACCAUGGAUAAUCAGUUGAUAUAAAAUGUGAAGACCUUUGUUAUUUGAUAAUUUAACUACUGUUUCAGAUACUAUUCAGAAUGUUGCAUUUGUGUAACAUGAAUUUCAGCAGUUUUUGUGUUGUAAAUGUUAAAAGAAAAAGUACUUAACAAGUUGAAAUAUUUUAAAAUAAUGAAGAGUAUUUAUUUAACAAAAGAAUACAGUAAACGUGGUAAAGUCACAAAAAGUCGCAAAACGGGUUAUUAUGUGUGAAGCAUUUGUAUUUGUCUGCAGGAGUAAUUUGCCGCAGGGAUUUUGUCAGAAAUUUAGUGCCCUUUCAUAGUUUACUAUUAAAAAGCGAUUGUGACAACAAAAUUUUAUUUGAUUAACUAACUUUUAUCUUAUUUCCAUAAAUUAACUGGGCAAAUCCAAACAAACCAGUUACUGAUAUGUAAGAAUACCAGGGGCCAGUUGUUCGAAACUUUAACCGGCUGUUAAACUGAUCGCUGUUUAAAUUUUGAUUCAAAACACUAGUCUUGGUGGGAAACACUAGUAUGAUGUUUUGAUUUUAUUGUAAAGAAUUUUCAAAUUUCACAAUUCUUAACUCGUCCAUUUGUUUUUCUAAGUCUUCUAAAAUGUUGAAAACUAUCCCAUAAAGUUAAUCAGCCGUUAGCUUAAUCUCCUGUUAAAGUUUUGAACAACUGGGCCCAGAAUGUCCCAUUAAGUGAAUUUUUAUUAUGUACUGAAAUUAAGUAUUUCUUGAAUGCAAAUUAUAAUCAGAGUGUGAAAGUUUUGAUGUUUUUCCCAGGAAAAAAUCCAGAUGAUUUGUUUCAUAGACUAGUUAUUUGAUUUUGUGUUUCUUCUGCAAUGAUUAAGUGUUUUUUCAAGUUGAAGCGGCUUGUUUUCGUUCCUUACUUUUAAAGUCCCAUAUGGUUUUUAAUUUUGUGUUAAAGGUGAAUAAAUCGGCUGUCCAAAUACACAGUAUGCAUAAUAACAUGGUUAGAAAAGCACUACUUUCAAUAUUGCACAUAAUCUGAUACAAUCAGUGCAAUAAAGGGAGAUAAUCAAAAAGAAAAGAUUCAGAAAUACUUGCUACUAACUGAAUAAAACUUCCAACUAACUGAACCAGAUAUUCAAACUUUUGACAGAUAUAUGAGAAAACAACUAUUGAAUGAAAGAUUUAACAAAACCUUAUUUUAUUUUUGUAACAAAAAUAUAUGGCAGUCACAUUACAAGCAAAUCCAUUAUGAGCCUUUAAGGUAGUUCUGCAAGUAUAAAUCAAUUUUUUUUUUUAUACAGUUUAGAAAUUGAUUGAUCACUGACUUUUCAAAACUUUUGAAUAUAGUUAGAAAAUCUGGCAAAUAAAAAAAAUAGGUUUGCAUGUUUGACUGUACCAGAUUGAAUUAAAAACUUUUGUCCUUAUGCAAGUUUUCAUCAUUGAAGUCCCUGGAAAAAUCACAUUAAUAAUUAUUUUGAUGAAGUUUUGUUAGCAUUAAAAAUUUUAAUACAAUGUAAAUUAUAUUGAAACUUCUCAUGAUCAUAAAGAAACCUAUAGAUGUUCAGAAAUGUGAUGAGAUAAAAUGUAUCUUGCUUGUUUUCGAGGUAUUUACCUUUGAUUAAAGAUAUUCGCACAUUUCCAGCUGAUUGAAGACUUUAUUUGGAACUAUUUACAGUAGGGGAAUUUUAACAUUAGAAAGAUAGUUAUUUUGCAGUUUAAAUAAAUUUGCUCUUUGAGUUACGCCAUUAUUGAAAUGGAGAACUACUAUAAGUACGGUAAUUUUUUUUAGCAGUGUUUCUUUAUGUUUACUGCUUUGCUUAAACUUAGAAUAGUAUACAUUAUUAAGGAGCUUAGUUUCUAACAAAGUAGUUGAACUUUUUCCUAAACCAGAUGUUGAUACUCUUUCAAUGUUUAAGCAUUCCAUACACUUAAUGUUUGUUGGCUUAUGUCUAGCUUUGUUAUGGGGGACAUAUUGCGUUACUGCUGUCUGUUUGUACGUUUUUACAUACAUGAUACAUACAUACGUACGUCCUGAAAUCUUGUGUGUCCAACUCCUCCCACACUAUUAGCUUGAUUUGCUUCAAACUUUUACAGUUGCAGAUGUUAAUGAAGAAACGAAUUUUUUCUGUGACUAUUUUUACCGCAGUUGUGGCCCUUUGAUAGUUUUGUUAUUUAGAAUAUAGAGAAAAGUUUUGUGUUUCCAACUGUUUUGCUUCAAACUUUCACAGAUGAACAAGCUUGAUGUGCAGAUGACCAAAAAGGAAUGAAUUUUUCUUUGACUACUGUUAUGGCAGUUAUGGCCCUUUGAUAGUUUUUGCUAUAUAGAGGAUGGCACAGUAUGUGGGGGUAUCCGUGUCCUAUGGACACAAUUUUAGUUAUAUCUAAUUUAUUGAUAUCAUUUAAGACAAACAUUUUAAAGUACUUUUGCUUGUAUCAUGUAACGUUAUUCUAAAAAUGUUCAUGUGCUAGAAGGAAUACGGGUUAUUCACCCAUGUACCGGUUUUAUCAGUCCUAGUUGGUUAUAUUGUUUACUGGUGCACAAUGUAUGCAAUUGAACAGAAAUUGCCGAUCAUUGUUAUAGAUCCACUGCUUUUAGAUAUAUUUAGCAGAUAUUAUUAAUUGCGGUUAGAUUUUUCAUUAUUGCUCAGAUUUUUAACAUAAGUUCAGUUUAUGCUGUAGAUGGUUUCCGGUAUUGUACAAAUUAUCUCCCUUGUCAUUUUUUUGCCCCCGAAGGGAGGCAUAUUAGUUUUCAACAGUCUGUCUGUUCGUUCGUUAGUUCUUUCGUCACAACGUUAACUUUUUUCAUGAAGGCACUUUACUCGCGAACCACUGCACCCAGAACCUUCAAACUUCACAUGCUGAUAGUACUUAUUGAGUACACGACCCCUACUGACUUUGGGGUCACCAGGUCAAAGGUCAAGGCGCUGCGGGGGGCAUUUGUCACUGUUAUAGAUCUAUCUAUAGAUAAUUUUGUUUAGAAUAAUCAACAAAAUAUAGCAAAAUGUCAACGAUUCUUAGUAUAUUAACUGGCAAAGGUAAAGAUUACAUAUUAAGUAACAACUAAUUAUUAGGAAAAAAAUUUACUAGUAAAAAAAAUUAUUUUACCGAAAUGUAAAAAAAUCUUGCAUCUGGAAUGACCCUCAAAAUUGUGCCAGGGCAGGUUAUAUGUUCUUUUUUAUUUGCCUGUAUUUGUUUACUCCUCAUUCAUGAUUUAAUUUUUGACUUUGAAAAUCAGGAAAAAGUUGAUGCCAUACUGAACUGUGUUGAUAAUGAAUGUAUUAUAAUAGUUGUACAAAUGAUGAAUUUGUAAAUACGUGUGUAUUUAAGUACGUUUUGUGUGUGCGGUGUGAGAUUUUAGAUGUAAUUGUGAAAAAUUUACACAGUUUUUUUCAGUAACUUGAUAUAAAUGCCAUCUGUACAUAUCUCAUAGCUGAGUAAAGUCGUUCUAUCAGCGCAA